AUGCAGGAAACCUGGUGCAAAGGAGACGACAUAAAUGAUGACUACAACUCACUGAUAGGGAAACUGAAGGAGUGUUUAAGGAAGGCUAAUGGAGUGUGUCUGAGAGAGAAGAAGGGAAGAGUCUCGGAGGAAACUACGAAGUUACUCGAGAAGAGGAAAAAUAUGAGGAGGACUAUUGAAGAUCACCUUGAAUAUUCCCUUCUCAGCAGAGUGAUUCAUCAGCAACUGAAGAGGGACUUUGAGGCAUACCGAAUGGAGAAGCUCCUGAAGGCCGCAGAGGAAAAGAAGAGCCUCAAGAGGGACAUGGCACUGUAUAGAUCGGAGGUGACGACCAUGAAUAAUACAGAUGGAGUUCCGGUAAACGAUAAGAGCGAGAUGGAAGAAAAUGUGCCACCUAUCCUUGUCAGUGAAGCCGAAAGAACCAUCGGGUCGAUGAAAAACGGAAAGGCGCCAGGGAAAGACGGCAUAACAUAG
Octopus bimaculoides (California two-spot octopus) is the source of this 474-nucleotide messenger RNA. RefSeq lists its product as uncharacterized. NCBI's taxonomy places the organism in Eukaryota, Metazoa, Mollusca, Cephalopoda, Octopoda, Octopodidae. The record is from RefSeq and is a predicted model, not a curated record.